AUGUCUCGGCCACUCAACCAUUUUCACUUCUUGAUGAUUUGGCAUCCCUCCCCUAAAUCCUUCUCCAUCCUUUCGGCUUUGCCGUUCAAUCUUUUCUUUUCUUUUUUUAUUGCUUCAGCAUCCGACCCAGAAAAAAAAACCCUGCUAACCCACCAAAUCCGUUCAUUUGAAAACUUCCCCAUCCGCGAAAUCGCUAACGGUGAAGACUUGACCAUCCGCGGAAUCGCUAACGUUGAAGACCUGACCAUCCGCGGAAUCACUAAUAGCGAAGACCUCCCCAUCUCCGAAAUCACUAACGGUGAAGACCUCGCCAUCCGCGGAAUCGCUAAAGGUGAAGACUUUGCCAUCUGCGGAAUCGCUAAAGGUGAAGACUUAACCAUUCGCAGAAUCAUUAACGGUGAAGACUUCGCCAUCCGCGGAAUCAGUAAUAGCAAAGACAUCGACAUCCUCGGAAUCACUAACGGUUAA
Acanthosepion pharaonis is the source of this 468-nucleotide messenger RNA. Lineage: Eukaryota; Metazoa; Mollusca; Cephalopoda; Sepiida; Sepiidae. The record is from the annotation of a GenBank genome assembly.